AUGGGAUCGUUACCUGUUGAUCGAGUGACAAGUAAAAGACCGUUUCUUGCUGUAGGUGUGGAUUAUGCUGGUCCCAUUGAGUUGAGAGCAAGCCGACUGCGCAAAGCACCAAGAAUAAAAGCAUUCAUAGUGGUAUACACUUGCAUGUCCACUAAAACAGUACACUUAGACUUAGUCACGGAAUUAUCAACUGCAGCCUUUUUGGAUUCAUUGAAACGCUUCGUGUCACGAAGAGUUGUGUGCCAAACCAUAUACAGUGACAAUGGAACCAACUUUGUAGGCGCCAGUAAUGAAUUAGAUAGACUCUAUAACUAUUUCGAAAAUAAUAUUAAUAAGAAACAGCUCAUUGAGAGUGUGCCAACCAUUGGAAUCACAUGGAAAUUUAUACCGUGA
Messenger RNA from Ctenocephalides felis (cat flea), 393 nucleotides. RefSeq lists its product as uncharacterized. Lineage: Eukaryota; Metazoa; Arthropoda; Insecta; Siphonaptera; Pulicidae. The record is from RefSeq and is a predicted model, not a curated record. The transcript has a single exon. The coding region runs from base 1 to 393 and encodes 130 amino acids. Gene Ontology annotation, molecular function: nucleic acid binding.